Messenger RNA from Danio aesculapii, 626 nucleotides. It is a transcript of the gene chrac1, whose product is annotated as chromatin accessibility complex subunit 1. NCBI's taxonomy places the organism in Eukaryota, Metazoa, Chordata, Actinopteri, Cypriniformes, Danionidae. The transcript has 3 exons. Gene Ontology annotation, cellular component: nucleus; CHRAC. The coding region runs from base 36 to 395 and encodes 119 amino acids. Gene Ontology annotation, molecular function: protein heterodimerization activity. The record is from RefSeq and is a predicted model, not a curated record.
UCCGUUGCUCUGGAGCGCCUGUUGAACAACAGAACAUGUCUGAAACGAACAUGGAGGAGAAAGUAGAUCAAACUACAAACAGUAGAACUAUUUCUCUACCUAUUUCCAGGGUGCGAUUAAUCAUGAAAAGUUCUCCCGAUGUGUCCUGUAUAAACCAAGACGCUCUUUUCUUGACGACAAAAGCAACGGAGCUUUUUGUCCAGCACUUGGCUCUGUCCUCGUAUGAAAACGGAUCCAGUAAAGACACAAACUCCCUGUCAUACAGUGAUCUGGCCGAUACGGUGGAGGAGACAGAAACGUUUCAGUUUUUAACUGACAUCCUUCCUAAGAAAAUCUUGGCCAGAGAUUAUCUCAAGACGCUGGAAGAAAUGGAAAAAGAGGAUGACAACCUGUGAUGUAUAGCAAGUCAGAGCAAAUCACUGCGAACUGGUCCUGUCCACUUCCUCACUAAAAAAAAUCACACAACGCUGUCUUACAAAUUAGGACAUUUCACCCAAAGAAUUGUACUUUUACACCUCUUGGUUUAGAGGGGUUACGAACACGUUUUACUUAAUGUAGUCUCUGUUGUUUUAACAUCCACUUAUACUAUGCUGAGUCUAAAUAGACAUUAACCGCUGAGUACUGGA